AUGGCGCCCAAAGCCAAAGCAUCGUCGGACUCCAUGAAGCAAAAGAGUCUUAUGUCUUUCUUUGCGAAGGGAGACUCGAAACUACCCCCUGAGAGUACUAAGCACUCCCAGAAGUCGCUAGAAAAGCAUCCACGCACGCCCGAUGCGAAAAUCCAGUCUUCGCCGGUAUCGUCGAGCUCACCGUUGUCGUCACACCGAGGAAGCACGAAGGAGUCUCCCCCCACCAGCGACCCUCCAAUAGAUGUAGACAUGAUGUCCGACAUCGAGGUACCCGAGAAGCCCAGCACCUCUGUUCGUAUGAAGCGCAAGGUCAUCGUUGAAGACUCGGACUCGGAUGCACCUCGCGCCAUGCCUCCCGCUAGUUCUUCUCCCGGCGAACCACUUGGGGGACGUAUCCAACGCAAAAAGCAGCGCGUAUCUGAGCCACCAUCAGACGAGGAAGAGAGUGUGGCUGUGAAGACUCUCGACCCGUCUCGCUUCACAUCAACCAAGAAGCGUAUAAUUCGUAAAUCAUCUACUGCAUCAGAUGACGACGACUUUAUCGUCCCCUCUGACUCUGAAUCUGACGGACAAUCUGUCAAAUCUUCGUCAUCGCGUUUGUCUAGACGAUCUGGUAUUUCUUCAGAAGAUGACUUUGACGAUGAGGACGAUGAGGAUAGUGUACCAAAGAAGAAGAGCAAGCCACCAAAGAAAACUGCUUCGAAGAAAGGCGCAUCAAAGGAAACCUCGUCCUCCACACCAAGUAUGACCGGCGGUGGUUCGUUCCUGACUGCCGCAGAGCAACGAGAGCGCGGUAAGAAAGACGAGAAGAAGGCCGCUGAAGAGCCAUAUGCUUUCUUGCAGACUGUGAUGGACAAAGACAAGAAUAAGCCUGGCGAUCCUGGGUACGACCCCAGAACAUUGUAUGUCCCCCCAAAUGCAUGGAAAGAAUUUACACCAUUCGAGAAGCAGUUUUGGGAGAUCAAGCAAAAUCACUACGAUACAGUCUUAUUCUUCCAGAAAGGAAAAUUCUUUGAGUUAUACGAGGACGAUGCUCGCAUUGGACACCAGGAAUUUGAUCUCAAGCUCACGCAGCGCGUCAAAAUGUGUAUGGUCGGGGUGCCAGAAAUGUCCUUCAAUUUCUGGGCCGCGAAAUUCCUCGGCAAAGGCAUGUCUUCCCAUCAUGGCCUUUCCUCAGGGUACAAGGUUGGUCGCGUUGACCAGGCUGAGACCGCUCUUGGCGCGGAGAUGCGAUUGACCGCCGAGAAGAAGUCUUCCUCGAAAUCCAAAGCCAAAUCUACGGAAGAGAAAGCGAAAGAUAAAAUUGUUCGCCGCGAGCUGAAUAAAGUGUAUACCAACGGUACGCUUGUCGAUCCGGGGCUUUUGCACGAUGAUCUGGCUGGGCACUGUGUGUCGAUAAAGGAGGAUGUCGACAGUGAGGGCACGGAAGAGCGGCCAAGGUUUGGAGUAUGCGUACUGGACUGCGCGACUUCUGAGUUCAAUAUGAGUGCGUUUGAGGAUGACGUGUGCCGGACGAAGUUAGAAACACUGCUGAGGCAGCUUAGACCAAAGGAAAUGAUAUUCACCAAGGGCACAUUGUCAGUCACUACGACACGUCUUCUGAAGUCGAUUUUGCCCGCGGCAUGUCUAUGGACGAGUCUCCGCAAAGUCGAAGGGUUCUCAUAUGAGGAAACAAUUGAACAGUUGAAGGAGAUAUAUAAGUCCGAUGGAGAGGAUGACACGAUGGAAGAGGACACCAACCAUGGAUUACCCAGCACCGUUCCGCCGUCGAUACGUGAGAUGGUCGAUUUCAAGACGGCUAUCGAGGCUCUCGGUUCGAUGAUAUGGUACCUUCGAACAUUGAACAUCGACAAGGAGAUCCUGACCAUGAAGAACUUCAACGUGUACGAUCCAAUGACCAGGGGCCAGGGACUCGUUUUGGAUGGCCAGACUUUGGCGCAUUUGGAGAUCUUACUUAACAAUGAGGGCACAGAUGAAGGUUCUCUGCUGAAAUUGUUGAAUCGGUGUGCUACACCCUUUGGCAAGAGAUUGUUUCGUAUCUGGCUUUGCAUGCCUCUCCGCGAGAUCUCCGAUAUCAAUGCAAGGUUGGACGCUGUGCAAGAUCUCAUGGAGAAUCCAGCCUUUGAGGAGGAUUUUCUCAAGAUUGCGAAAGGCUUACCUGACUUGGAACGCGCAGUAUCCCGUAUACAUGCCAAGAGCUGCAAGGUCAAGGACUUUCUCAAGGUGUUGACUUCCUUCCAGAGACUUAGCAACGGGUUCAGUAGCCUGACGGAGGCAACAGCCUCUUUCAACUCGAAGACUAUCUUGGGGUUGCUUCGAGGGGCCCCAGAUCUGACAGCAAAUAUCAAGAACGUCGAGUCCAUGUAUAUGCCCACAGACAAGGAUGCGGAUGAGCUGACACCGAGAAGCGGGAAGGAUGAGGAUUACGAUGCCGUUGUGACUGAGAUCGAAGAGCUGGAAAGUGGACUAGAUGACGAGCUCAAGAAGCUGGAGAAAAAGCUUGGGUGCAAUUUGACUUACUGGCAUAGUGCGCAAGGAAACAAGGAGAUCUACCUAGUGCAGACCAAACCUACUCAGAAGAAUAUACCGAAGGACUGGACAAAGAGUGGAUCAACAAAGGCUGCAAUACGAUGGGUCGUUCCUUCUCUCCAAGGAACUGUACGUGCCCUCAAAGAAGCCAGAGAAACUCGAAAUACGACCAUUAAAUCCUUCCGAAACCGCGUCUAUGCAGAAUUCGAUACCGACCGCUCCCUUUGGCUCAGAGCCAUUCGCGUCUUCGCUGAAUUAGAUUGUCUCAUUAGUCUUGCGAAGUCGUCGCUAGCGAUAGAUGAACCAUCAUGUAGGCCUGAAUUUGUGAAAGGGGAUAUGGGGUUGGUAGACUUCGAGGAGUUGAGGCAUCCAACGCUGUCUAUGAGUGCAAACGUGCGGGACUUCAUACCGAAUGAUAUCAAGCUGGGUGGAGACUACGGAAGAAUUGCGUUACUAACAGGCCCAAACAUGGCUGGCAAAUCGACGGUAAUGCGAAUGACGGCGACUGGUGUUAUCAUGGCGCAACUCGGUAUGAUGGUUCCGGCGAGCAGAGCCAGGAUAUGUCCCGUGGAUAGUAUCCUCACACGGAUGGGAGCAUAUGACAAUAUGUUUUCCAAUGCGAGUACCUUCAAGGUGGAACUAGACGAAUGCUGCAAGAUCCUUCGUGAUGCAACGCCCAAAUCUCUUGUCAUUCUUGAUGAGUUGGGAAGAGGGACUUCAACAUAUGACGGCAUGGCUAUUGCAGGGGCGGUUCUUCACCAACUCGCGACUCACACCUUACCAUUGUCUUUCUUUGCGACCCAUUAUGGCUCAUUGACGGAUGACUACGCGUGGCAUCCCAACAUUCGUCAGAUGCAUAUGUCAACCAUCGUCGACAACGACAAGCGCGAUAUUGUUUUCCUGUACAAAUUGGUGGAAGGCGCUGCUACGUCGUCAUUCGGAACCCACGUCGCCAACCUUGCUGGCGUCCCUCUGCCUGUGGUUGAGCGGGCCGAUGUGGUGUCCAAGCAGUUUGCCCAGCAGUUCAAGGAAAGACUGGAGGAUAAACGGAAUAGAUCUGCUGCAUCUCGUCUACCUCUCCCACUUCAGGCAGACUUCGCAUACCUUGUUAGCCUCGCCACUGGGAAGGCAGAGCUUCCGGCCGACUCUGUGCGAAAACAUGAGGUUCUCGCCGGCAUCAAGGCGACGAUGAAGAACUUUUUCAAAUAG
Pleurotus ostreatus (oyster mushroom) is the source of this 3738-nucleotide messenger RNA. RefSeq names its product DNA mismatch repair protein msh6 (gene MSH6). The transcript is spliced from 30 exons. Lineage: Eukaryota; Fungi; Basidiomycota; Agaricomycetes; Agaricales; Pleurotaceae. Gene Ontology annotation, cellular component: MutSalpha complex; nucleus. The coding region runs from base 1 to 3738 and encodes 1245 amino acids. The record is from RefSeq and is a predicted model, not a curated record. Gene Ontology annotation, molecular function: ATP binding; ATP-dependent DNA damage sensor activity; mismatched DNA binding. Gene Ontology annotation, biological process: mismatch repair.